This is a messenger RNA of Anopheles coustani, 7637 nucleotides long. RefSeq names its product signal-induced proliferation-associated 1-like protein 1. Gene Ontology annotation, cellular component: cytoplasm. The transcript has 5 exons. Gene Ontology annotation, molecular function: GTPase activator activity; protein binding. The record is from RefSeq and is a predicted model, not a curated record. Gene Ontology annotation, biological process: regulation of small GTPase mediated signal transduction; activation of GTPase activity. The coding region runs from base 628 to 6324 and encodes 1898 amino acids. Lineage: Eukaryota; Metazoa; Arthropoda; Insecta; Diptera; Culicidae.
CCACGAUCGUACAAUAGCGGUCAUACCUGGUCCAAGCUAAAGUGGCACGAAUCUUACAAGCGCGAUAAUUGAUGUUUUGUGUUGCUGAACGAAAAUCAUUUUUACAAAGUGUGUGAUAUGGUGUAAACUGCGAGUUUGAAGAAGAAUAAUCCACCGCCACGUGCACAGAGUACACGAUCUUUUUCGCAUUUUCGCACGCGGUUUGUGAAGGUGGUCGAGAAGAAGAGUGUCAGGAAAAGUAAAUAAAAAAAUUCAAUUAUCCGCCGUGCUGCCGUUUGCAACUAUCAAACGACACCAGCGACAACACGAUAAAGUAACUAAGAACGCACGAUUCUGCGGUGUGAAAAGUGGUAAAGAGAAGCAAAGAAAACAACACACGUUAGGUGAAAGUGCAGUGGGUGGGUGUACGCAAAAAUACCCAUCUAAUUAGAUAACGUUGAUCGGAUCGGAGGAUUGUAGUCUCCUCCCUUACUGUUGGUUCUGGAAUUUAGUAUUGUGGACCCUUCUUGCGCCAAGCGGGAAGGUGUGAAAGGACCGCCAGUCUGGCUCUGUUCUGUGUUCCGGUCAAGCAUCGGUUAGCGUCGGAUUCUUCGGAUGUUGUGAACGUAAGUCGUCAGUACACUUUGCAUGUAUCAUAGAACCAGAGCUUCCUCCGUCCAUUAUCCGAUCGCUAAGAAGACCAAGGACUCUAGCAAUGGGAUGAUAAACGUGACGGAGGUUGGAGGACCACCACCUCACAUGAACGGCGGACCUGUUACUGUCCUUCCCCAGAUGAUGCCAACGCCGAUCAUUGCCGGUGCCGGCAUUGCAAUGAUGGGACACCCACAGCAGCAGCAACAACAACAACAACAACAACAGCAGGGACAACCGCCACAACAACGCCAUGUUGGUGGUGGUGGGCCACAUCAACUGCCUCCCUCGGGUAUGCAUCAUCCUCAUCCACCCGGUGCAAUAGUGUCCCAUCCUCCGGGAGCACCAUUAGUGGCGGCCGUAGGAGGAGGAGGACCGGGUGUGCCACCCCAGGCACGUCCAUCGGCUCGCGAACGCGCGAUGCACGCCGUUGAGUACUACAAAAGCAACGUCCGCAGGGCGCGGGUCGAUGCCGGGCUCGCUCGAAACUCGCUCCACGAACGUUACUCGUACGUGCAGCGGCAGAUGGUCGCAAUGGGAAAUGGCGGCGGUGGAAUCGUACCGACCAAACUGUCCCCACACAGCCACACCGACCAUCUGUACCGGAGCAAUUCGAGCUUGGAGCUGAUCCACGAUCAUGGAAGCGCCGGGCAGGAUCAUCUGCAUCCGGGUGGGACGAAUCUCCGCCGAGAGUACGGCAGCCACGGCUCGAUCGAUGUGAUAUCGUCCGAUCGUCACGCGCAUCAUCAUCACCACCAUGGAGGCCAGGGUGGAGCGGGUCCCGUUUCGGCGGCAACAACCGGCGAGAACUUCCUCACCAUGCUCCAGGAGUACCAACCGUUCGGGUUGGAUGCUUCCUCGCUGCUGUACUCGCUGAACAAACACCACGGCCACAGUCAUCACACGGGUGGAGGAGGAGCGGUGGGUGUGAACGGGAAUGGUGUCACUUCCGGUACCGCCAGUGGAGCAGAGGACGCCGUCGAUCGGGGUGGAAAUGCGAGUCCAAAGUUGCGCAAUAAGUUUCACCGUCUGUGGGGCUCGAGUGCUAAUGCCGGCGGUGGAAGCAGCAGCAACGGUUCAUCGAACGGUUCGAGCAAACAGUCCCGCCAAUCGGCCUCGGCGGCAACCGCGGCGGCUACCAAUGGCGUUUCACCUGCGGCGGCCUCGUUGGAUGAUAGUCAGUUGUGUAUGGCGUUGAAUGUGAGCGCCAGCUCCACAACGACCACCGUUUCAUCGGCGGACAUUGAGGAGCGCCAACGGAGGCGUGCCUUUGCUCACUUCGAUUGCCGCUCGUUGACGGCGAACCUGGGGUAUGCGGCGAAGCUGCGAGGUUUCUUGCUCGAGCGGCGACGCAACACGACGACCGGUGCGUCGGCGGCGGCCACGUAUGGGACGCGCUCGUCCACCCCGGACGGGGAAAGCGUGGACGAGGAUUACGGUGACGGGCAGCAGAACGAACUGUUGGAGAAUUGUCCUUUCUUCAGGAACGAAAUCGGUGGUGAGGAGGAGCGUGAGGUGAGCUUGACGAGAAUGGCAGGGUCGGGAGCGACAACAGCAUCGUCGGCGGCGUUACCACCCGGUCAACGAAGGGCGAUCCAUCGUCCGGCACUUGCGUACGGUGUAUCCGUGCUGGAGUGUGGCGCCAACGAUACGCUGUGGAAGGGCUACACUUGCCCGUAUCAGAAAGGACCCCGACCGAUCGAACAGAUCGACAACGGGGCGCUCUACUACCGGCAGUACUUCUUCGGCCAGGAGCAUCAGAACUGGUUCGGUAUGGACGAGCAUCUGGGCCCGGUCGCGAUCUCGAUCAAGCGCGAAAAACUCAACCCAAACCCAACGCAAACGCUCGCCCUGCACGGCUCGGAUGUGGCCCCGACGACCACGCACUCGAACGAGCAGUACCUGUACCGGCUGAUCGUGCGCACCUCGGAGCUGCUGACGCUGCGCGGUUCGGUCAUCGAGGACUCGAUACCGAACGCGCGCGGUACCGGCAAGCACGUCAAUACCAAAGAAAUUCUCGAGUACGUGGCGCCAGAAGUACAAAUCAACUGCCUCCGGCUGGCGGUCGGUACGCCCCAGUGCGAGCAGCAGCUGCUCAAGCUCGACGAGCAGGGCCUCACGAACAAGUACAAGGUGGGCAUUCUGUACUGUCGGGCUGGGCAGGCGUCCGAGGAGGAUAUGUACAACAACGAGGAGGCUGGGCCGGCGUUCAACGAGUUUCUCGACACGAUCGGCAAGCGCGUCCGGCUGAAGGGCUUCGAGCACUACAAGGCGGGCCUGGACAACAAGACCGACUCGACCGGGACGCACUCGCUGUACGCGUCGCACCAGGACUGCGAGAUCAUGUUCCACGUGUCGACGAUGCUGCCCUUCACGCCGAACAACCGGCAGCAGCUACUGCGCAAGCGUCACAUCGGCAACGACAUCGUGACGAUCGUGUUCCAGGAACCCGGUGCGGCCCCCUUCACGCCGAAAAACAUCCGGAGCCAGUUCCAGCACGUGUUUAUUAUUGUUCGCGCGGUCAACCCCUGUUCCGAGCACACUCAGUACCGGGUAGCCGUGUCUCGCUCGAAGGAUGUACCGGUGUUUGGACCGCCGGUACGUGCCGGUUCGCACUACCCAAGGGGCAAGCAGUUUGCCGAGUUUCUCCUGUCGAAGGUAAUCAACGCGGAAAAUGCGGCCCAUCGAUCGGUGAAGUUUGCGAUGAUGGCUAUUCGGACGCGCCAGGAGUACCUUAAAGACCUGGCCACUAACUACAGCACGGCGACUGUGGUCGACACCGGACAACGAUUCUCGAUCUUCCCGAGCAAAAAACGGGAGCGCACGAGUAAACCGCGCUUCUCCGGUGAUCUGUCCCAGCGGGGAGCGUUCUGUUGGCAAGUGGUCCUGCACGACAGUGGCCAAUCGACACAGGUCGACUGCUUCCUUGGCAUCUCGGCGGAAACGUUCGUACUGAUCGAAGAGUGUACCCGACAGAUAAUCUUCGUGACACCGUGCAAGGCAAUCCUCGGUUGGUCGACGAGUCAGAACUCAUUGCGGGUGUACUACCAUCAAGGCGAGUGCGUGACGUUAAACAUGCGCGAUACGGGCGACCGAGACGAGCAGCUGGAGGUGAUCGAGCGGCUACGGGCGGUGACGAAUGGAUGCGGUGCGCUCGAGCUGAGCCUACGCCGGAAUCCGAUGGGUCAGCUUGGGUUCCACGUGCAACCGGACGGCGUUGUGACGCAGGUGGAAAUCUCUGGCCAGGCGUGGGCGGCCGGGCUGAGGCAAGGCUACCGAUUGGUGGAGAUUUGCAAGGUGGCGGUGGCGACCCUGUCGCACGAUCAGAUGGUGGAUCUACUGAAGACCUCGGCGCAGGUGACGGUAACGGUGAUCGAGUCGUUUGCCGACUUUACGCCUCGGCGUGGAUGCACACUGCAAAACUGUCGCUUCAAUUCGAUGAACUACGAAAGCGAGUAUGACAGCAUGCUGGUGGAAGGUGGUGGCGGAAAGAAUGGUAGCGGUGGUGUCGGCGGAAGUGGUAGCAGUAAGAAGGUGCUACCCGGGGGACAGCUUCAAUCAUCGGCAAGCCACCGACGUCGAUACGAGCGGAAUUUUUCUCCACCACGAUCGAGCAAUAGCUCGGGAUACGGAACUGGUAGCAGCAGUCGUUCUUUUACGGCGCCCGUGGUAAACCCUGGUGCUGGCAGUGGCCAACCUGUUACCCCCGUCGCUUCCGGCGGUGGUGUCGAACAGCAGCAGCAGCAGCAGCGUUACGCGACGGACAUGGGGAUGGGCACGUUAACCUCUUCUUCAAGUGGACAUUCGUCGAACGAUGAACGUUGGUACGAUGUGCUGGAUCCGCCCCAGGAAGCGUCUUCAAUGAUGGCUCCACCACCGCCACCAUCGGAUCCCGCCGGUAACUACCAUCAUCCAAAGUUGACCGCUUCGAGCAACUCUCUACCAUUGGCGGGUUCUACUCCGAGGCCACUAUCCCUUCACAACGAAGUUCGAAAUACAUCACACCAGGCGAACGGAUCGGCCGCAGGUCGAUCGGAUACAUCGGCCAACAUUGCUCUGCUGAAGCGGCUGAUUAUUGCUGAUGCAAUGGGAAACGGUACCGAUGGAGGAUCAAUGGCACACCAACAACAACACCAACAACAGCAGCAGCAUCAAUCGAUGGGUCCGCCAGGAAAUGGCCACCCAGAACCCCUGUACAGUAGUUCGCUAAAGAACCUCUCCAACCACCAUCUGAGUGCGACGGAGGAGGAAGAUCUCUCUCGACACAAUUCACCACAGCUGCGGCGAUCGGCCACCACGACGAACAUUUACGGGAUCAACGGCAAGAAGGCUCCCACCUCGGGAAGUAGUGCAUCUAGUAGUCGAAACAAUAGCCCACGACCGAACGCGAACGGGGAAACGAAGCUGCGAAGUGGAGCCUUGAAAGGUGGCCAGCAUCAUCCGCAGCGAAACAGCGUCAACUAUACGGGCAGCACGCUGCAGGAGGAUUUGAUGAAGCUGAUCAACCCGGACUACAUUGCAAACGAUGACAACUUUAACGCCGGCGGUAUGGAGCGCAUGCAGAAGGGUCAUCAUAACAGUCACAGUUUGGGCAACAUCGCCGCCAGCUUGGGCGGUGGACUGAAACCGAUUCCCCAGAAGAGUCGCUCACGGGAAGCAAUGAAUCAUCUCGGUUCGAAUCAGCAACUAUCGGGAGCUGGCGGUGGUGGUGGUGCCGGACUGAAGCUUGCCAAUGGUGGCAUAAAUGGAGGAGGUUCCAGCAGCCCUGCCAGCAACGGUAGCAACAGUAACGGUGGUGGUGGGAUGGCAUCGGGUGAAGAGGAUGUAAUCUUCACCACGGCUCGCCCAGCAACUGUGAUCUCGUCGACGACAUCGAAUAGCUCCAGUCCGGCCAGUGAGCUUCUAAUGGGGAAGCACCAUCUCAACGAGGAUCACCUGAAAAUGUCCCCGAGUCGGAAGCAACAAUCUCCAUAUACUAACGGUGGUGGUAUACUGAAGAACGGUGUGCCAUCACCAGCCCAGAAUGGAACGGCGACGAAUGGUGGCGGCAGUGGUGGUGGGAAAAUUCCGCUACCCGAUAUGAAGGAGAUGGACUGGAGCAGUUUAGUCGAUACGGCAACCAAAGCAAUGACACAGUUUUCCGAAACCGUGGCCAAAUCGCAACAUCCCGGAAGUAACGUUUACUACGACGACAUCAGUCAAGUGUUGAACGGGGUCCAUCAUCAUCAACAGCAGCAGCAGCAGCAACAGCAGCAACAGCAAGCGCAACAGAUGCAACAACAUCAAACUCAACAGCUACAGCAGAUGGCUCCGGGUGCGACGAACGGCGGUGGUAUCCCGAACGGAGUUGCUUCCGGUAGCAGCAUCAGUGGGACGGGCAGCAGCAUCGGAAGCGGUGCUGAUCUUUCCUCCACCCCCAGCUCUGCUUCGCCCGUGUCAACAGGCAGUAGCAGUGCUCAGCAUCAGGUCCUAAUGGCCCUCCAGAACAGCUCCAGCCUACCGGAACUGCAAAGCCAAGUGAGCCAACUGUCGGACCGGGUGCUGCGCGAACAGCGGCGCCGUCGAUCGCUCGAACACGCCGUCCGGCGACUGACGGAGGAAAAUCGGCGCCUGCAGGACGAAAGCCAGGCGGCCGUGCAGCAACUGAGACGGUUUACCGAGUGGUUCUUCCAGACUAUUGACCGUCAAUCCUGAGCGAACGAUGGAGAAGAAAAAACACACACUAUAAGAGUAUCUUCCAAAGCGUGAUGAUCUUAUUGGAAACGAAAAUUUCCUUCCGUUUUUUUGCAUAUGAAUGACCAAAAAUUAUGUACGCAGCAAUAAUAUGCAAGCGCCAGCCACGCAAAAACACACACAGGCAUAAGCACUGCACUCUACAAGUUUACACCUACGAGAGGUUAUUUAGGACGAUUAGGAUUUAGGGGAGAGCACCAGUAUAAAAGUUAAACAUUGAUAUACACACACACACGUUUACUACCGUUUUUUGCUAAUAUAACUCUUAUAGUACGAUUGUAAUCGAACUGUUUAUAUCGACAUUUAUACCCGUUCCCUUUUGUGACGCGAGGUGAACGUAGCUGCUUGAGUAUUGUGUCUUUUUGCCGACGAUUUUUUAACACGGACAAAGACUCAAAGGGUCGCGCGAGCAAAUUUACACACAAUUUAUACACUACGACGACGAUGAUGAUGGCAAACACCAAUUUAACUCUAGCAUGUAGCGAUAUACAAAACACACGCAGGAUGCGGAUUUAAAGCAAUUAGAAUAUCGCCUACGUUUUUCACGAUAAAAGAGCGGGCGUACGCGUUAAAGACAAAUAAUAUGCCAAAAAUGCCUCUUCUUCAAUACGUUACUUCUCUGUAUGUUUCAUUGUGUAGCUGUGUAGGGAUGCGGUGUGUUAUGAACUUUAAUUUAUAACUUUUUCCUUUCGCCUGUGCCGCGCCACGAUUUCGGCAUGCCCAACAACUAGGGACACGGUCUCUGGACAAUUGAGUUGAAAGUGGGGCGAAAAUGUGGCCUGAGAAAGAAUUCCAGUGCUUGUAUCAUUUCUUUUUCUUACCCUGUUCGAGGUUUUGUAGUGUUACGGAUAAAAUUGUAAGAAUUACUUUGUAAGACAAACGAGAAAGCACCAAACCUUUUGAAAGCCCACGCGCUUACGUGGCCAAUUCUGUAUUAUUAUUAUUAUUAUAACUAUUAUACAUCUACUCAUCGUUCCUUUCCUUUUCAAUGUUACUCACGUAAGCCUCGGUUAACGACGAAGGUACUGAAAGCGCAGAAUUUAUUUCCGUCUUGUAAUCAAAAAGUUCAGCUUCCGAAUCGAAAUAGGAAGGAAGGUAAAAUGUGACACGCGAAAGGCGGACGUAGUGGAUAGGAAUCCUGUUUGCAUCUCUUAAUUUAUGGGUAAACCAACAGCAUGACUUACGACGCUAUUAAAUGUUCUUGUUAUAAUCAGUAGGCGAUAAGCAAUAAACACUUGCUGGAUCUUUGAAGCAAAAUAAAAUAAAACGUUACA